Molecule: messenger RNA, 933 nt
Organism: Miscanthus lutarioriparius
Lineage: Eukaryota; Viridiplantae; Streptophyta; Magnoliopsida; Poales; Poaceae
Source: the annotation of a GenBank genome assembly
AUGGCGCGGCAUUUCGUGCUCAACACCGGCGCCAAGAUCCCCUCCGUGGGGCUCGGCACCUGGCAGUCUGACCCGGGCGUCGUCGGCAACGCCGUCUACGCCGCCGUCAAGGCGGGCUACCGACACAUCGAUUGUGCCAGAGUUUACGGCAAUGAAAAGGAGAUUGGUGUGGCUCUGAAGAAGCUAUUUGAAGAGGGUGUAGUGAAGCGAGAAGAUCUGUUUAUCACCUCUAAGCUAUGGAAUGAUCAUCAUGCUCCUGAAGAUGUGCCUGAGGCACUAAAUGAAACCCUGAAUGAUUUGCAGCUUGAGUACUUGGAUCUUUAUCUUAUCCAUUGGCCAUUUAGAGUCAAGAAGGGAACAAACCACAGUCCAGAAAAUUUUGUUACACCUGACAUCCCUGCUACUUGGGGGGCAAUGGAGAAGUUAUAUGAUGCUGGCAAAGCUCGUGCUAUUGGUGUGAGUAACUUCUCCUCAAAGAAAUUGGGUGACUUGCUUGCUGUGGCUCGUGUACCUCCUGCUGUUGAUCAGGUGGAAUGUCAUCCUGUUUGGCAGCAAACUAAGCUCCAUAGCUUUUGUCAGUCAACUGGUGUUCAUCUUACUGCUUACUCACCACUAGGUUCACCUGGUACAACUUGGAUGAAUAGUAAUGUCCUUAAAGAACCAAUAGUCAUCUCAAUAGCUGAGAAACUUGGGAAAACUCCAGCACAAGUGGCUCUGCGCUGGAACAUUCAGAUGGGUCAUAGUGUACUUCCAAAGAGCACGAACGAAGAAAGGAUAAAGCAAAACCUUGAUGUUUAUGAUUGGUCAAUUCCAGAGGACUUGCUUGCAAAGUUCUCUGAGAUUAAGCAGGCUAGGCUACUUAGAGGCAACUUCCUUGUUAAUCCAGCGAGCGUUUACAAGACCCAUGAGGAGCUCUGGGAUGGUGAAAUUUAG